This is a messenger RNA of Cooperia oncophora, 564 nucleotides long. NCBI's taxonomy places the organism in Eukaryota, Metazoa, Nematoda, Chromadorea, Rhabditida, Trichostrongylidae. The record is from the annotation of a GenBank genome assembly.
AUGCAUCCACCGUACAAUCCAGACCUUGUACCGUCUGAUUAUCAUCUGCUUCGAUCUCUGCAAAACUCCCAUGGUGGUAAGAAGUUGAGUAAUGGAAGCGCUGCUGAAAAUCACUCGGUCAAGUUAUUCGGUGAUAAACCGCAAAAGCUGCGAGUUGUGAAGGCGUUCCGAUCGUCGCUGGAAGAAUUCGACGAACGACGUUCUAUUGCCUCAACUCACUCUGUGCAAUCGAUGCGUGGAUGGUCCCGGUUGGCUUCAAGUCCUGACCCGGCCGGCACCAGAGCUGCACUUGCAGCACUUUCUCAUCGACAGUCGCCACAGCCCUACCCAUAUUACCAUCAUCAGCAACCACGAACUCCAUCGCCACAACCGCAAAUCGUUGUUGAAAAUGGGGGUGGUGGUGGCGUAGGAAGCUCAGCGCUACCAUCACCAGCUGUUGGCAAUGUGAAGCUGGAAAAAGUGCCUUUAGUGCAGAAAUGGUCUCCGGACACGAAUUCGUCGUACUCGCAACGAAUCUCGAAGAGCAUGUCACUGGAUACGCCUGUUUCAGUGGCACACGUCUAG